GUGUUAAUUGAAUUCAGUUUCUACCAUCAUGCAGUAUGCUCGAGACAAUUGAGAGGUACCAGAAGUGCAGCUAUAAUGCAUCAGACGCAAUAGUUCCUCCAAAGGAGACACAGAACAGUUAUCAUGAAUAUUUGAAGCUGAAAGCUAGAGUUGAAUUUCUACAGCGUUCUCAAAGAAAUCUUCUUGGUGAAGACCUUGGUCCAUUAAGUGUAAAGGAUCUCGAGCAACUUGACAAUCAAAUAGAGAUAUCUCUGAAGCACAUCAGAUCAACAAAGACCCAAUUAAUGCUUGAUCAGCUAUGUGAUGUUAAGCGCAAGGAACAAAUGUUGCAGGAAGCUAACAAACUUGAGAAGAAAGGUAUCAUAAUUCAUCAAAUUGAUAACUAA
Messenger RNA from Phoenix dactylifera (date palm), 386 nucleotides. The record is from RefSeq and is a predicted model, not a curated record. NCBI's taxonomy places the organism in Eukaryota, Viridiplantae, Streptophyta, Magnoliopsida, Arecales, Arecaceae.